Thalassophryne amazonica is the source of this 6125-nucleotide messenger RNA. It is a transcript of the gene rims1b, whose product is annotated as regulating synaptic membrane exocytosis 1b. Gene Ontology annotation, molecular function: small GTPase binding; transmembrane transporter binding. Gene Ontology annotation, biological process: regulation of membrane potential; calcium ion-regulated exocytosis of neurotransmitter; positive regulation of synaptic transmission. The transcript is spliced from 34 exons. Gene Ontology annotation, cellular component: presynaptic membrane; cytoskeleton of presynaptic active zone. The coding region runs from base 204 to 5069 and encodes 1621 amino acids. NCBI's taxonomy places the organism in Eukaryota, Metazoa, Chordata, Actinopteri, Batrachoidiformes, Batrachoididae. The record is from RefSeq and is a predicted model, not a curated record.
AAACAAACAAAGCACAACCGUGGGUGCCUGCAACCAUGACCGGCGUGCACUACUCCUCGUCAGAGCAGCCGCUGCCGCCGAUCUGCCCGUGGACAAUGUCGUGAGGCGUGGCUCGGAAACGCUCCGGGGAUCCUGUCAGCCGAAACGACACACAGUGGAGAGGGGUGGUGGUGGUGGUGCUGGUGCUGGUGGUGGUGGAAAAAAUGUCCGCCUCAGUGGGGCCCCAGGGCGGCCCUCGCCCACCCACCGUGCCGCCAUCCAUGCCGGAUCUGCCGGACCUGAGCCACCUUACUGAGGAGGAGAGGAAGAUCAUCAUGGCAGUGAUGGCUCGGCAAAAAGAGGAAGAGGAGAAAGAGCAAGCCAUGUUAAAAACACUGCACCAACAGUUUGAGAGCUACAAACAGGAAGUGCGUCGCAUCGGGGCGGAGACUCGACGUCAACAGACCCAGCAGAAGGAUGACACGCCCACCUGUGGGAUCUGCCGCAAGACAAAGUUUGCCGAUGGCUGCGGCCACCUUUGCUCCUACUGCCAGACCAAAUUCUGCGCUCGCUGCGGAGGCCGCGUCUCCCUGCGCUCCAACAAUGAGGACAAAGUGUGUCUCAUAGUGAAGGACAGGGUAAUGUGGGUAUGCAACCUGUGCCGUAAGCAGCAAGAGAUUCUCACCAAAUCAGGAGAAUGGUUUUCGGGCUCAGGGGUGCGGCCUGGGAGCCUGAACACCUCCUUGGGUGACCCAGCCAUGGGAGGUGAGGCCCAACGGGACAGGAAGCUUCUCCGCUCCAGGUCCCAAGCACCACCUGCUAGCACUAACGCCAACGCAGGGGCCCCAGACAGGACGCAACAUCCACCUGGUGUCACCACUGCCAAGGGUGCUGACACUAUGCCAGGUUCCCGCUCACAAAGUGAACCUCCAAGAGAAAAGAAAAGACCUGUGUCCUACCAUGAGCAAAAUGGGAAGGAUGGCAUGGGACGUGGUACUGGUCGGAGGACUGCUGGGAAGUUGCCAUCUCAGUCGUCCUUGGAUGAGCGGGUGGUUCCUAUGGAUCGAGGAGAGAGACGAUUGGGAGAAGUACGGAGGCUGGAAAAGAUCCAUUCUCAAGACUAUGAGGAUAGAGAAGAGGGCUUAUCCUGCUCAGCAUCACUUCGGAGGCGCCUAGAUGAUGAUGAGCGAGAGCGCCAGCGCCAUGAAGAGGAGUUCCAGAAUCGCUACCGUAGUGACCCAAACCUAGCUCGAUACCCAGUGAAGCCACAGAAGGAAGAACAGGAGAUGCGCAUGCAUGCUAAGGUGUCCAAGGUCCGCCAUGAACGACGACACAGUGACCUGGCGAUUAACGAGGUUGGAUUGGGGCCUGGCGAGGGAGGGGGAGGAGGUGGAAGUGGAGGAGGAAGUGCAGGGGAGGUUCCUGAAAAUCGUCUGUGCAGGAGGGUUGGAAGUGGUGAGGGUGACCGCAAGACCCACUUGGAGAACCAUCGUGCCUGCUCUGUGGCUAGGACCUUGGGGGUUGGAGGGGGAGCACCAUUUGUUAGUAGUGGCAUGAUAGCUGGGCCUCAACCUGGGGGUCAGAUGCCUCCAGACUGGGGCUCAAACAAGGGUCGUCUAGAGGCUGGCCAGACACGGACAACCAGGGACAAGGGUGGUGAUAAUUUGCCAAGGAAAGAGUCACAGAGCUCAGAACAGUCGGAGUCUUUGCGGCCGCCCCCUCCACGAUCAUACAAGAACAAACGUGGCGUCAAUAAGAGGCAGUUGUCCAUCAGCAGCUCAGAGGAGGAGGGCGGCUCUACUCCUGAGUACACCAGCUGUGAGGAUGUGGACAUGGAAAGUGUCAGCGAGAAAGGUGAUUGGGAUUGUCAUCCUCUGGAUCCUGCUGUGUGGCGUCAUCCAGUUUCAUGGCAGCCGUCGAAGGAGGGUGACCACCUAAUCGGACGCAUCACAUUAAGCAAGCGGUCGGCAAUGCCUCGGGAGGCUGGCUCCCUUCUCGGCCUAAAGGUGGUUGGAGGGAAAAUUACAGAAACGGGGAGACUUGGGGCUUUCAUCACCAAAGUCAAGAAAGGAAGUCUGGCAGAUGUGGUGGGACACCUACGAGCAGGUGAUGAGGUACUGCAGUGGAAUGGGAAGUCGCUGCCCGGAGCAACCAAGAAAGAAGUGUACAACAUUAUCCUGGAAUCCAAAGCUGAGCCCCAAGUGGAAAUUGUUGUCUCAAGACCCAUUGGAGACAUUCCAAGAAUCCCAGAGUCAUCCCACCCUCCUCUAGAAUCUACAGGCUCGAGUUCCUUUGAGUCGCAAAAGAUGGAUCAUCCGUCUAUAUCAGUGAUGUCUCCUACUAGCCCCGGGACCCUGCGAGACCUUCCUCUGGUACUGCCUGGACAGCUUUCUGUGAAGCUGUGGUACGAUAAAGUCGGCCAUCAGCUGAUCGUCAACGUCCUUCAAGCCAUAGAUCUGCCUCCUCGACCAGACGGACGACCUCGAAACCUGUACGUCAAGAUGUACUUUCUACCUGAUAGGAGUGAUAAGAGCAAACGGCGGACAAAAACAGUAAAGAAGAGCGCCGAGCCCAAAUGGAACCAAACCUUCCUCUAUUCUCAUGUUCACCGGAGGGACUUCAGAGAACGCAUGCUGGAGAUCACUGUGUGGGACCAGCCCAGGAGCCAGGAGGAGGAGAGUGAAUUCCUGGGCGAGAUCCUGAUAGAAUUGGAGACAGCUCUGCUGGAUGAUAUUCCUCAUUGGUAUAAACUACAGACCCAUGAUGUGUCUUCUAUACCUCUGCCACAGCCCUCCCCAUACCUUCCACGCAGACACGCCCAUGGAGACAGUCCCAGCAAGAAACUACAGAGGUCUCAACGUAUCAUUGACACAGAGUUUGAUGAUGGUUUGAUGAUAGUGACUGAAGGUGCAGAGCAUAACUCCAGGGAGCGAGAGAGGGGCAGUACGCUGGCUGUGCCCGAGCAGCAGCGGCCUGUCCAGCACCGAUCCCGUUCAGUGUCACCUCACAGAGAGGACUCCUGCAGAGGUCGCUCACGGCCCACACAUGUGCCCAUGCAAAGGAGUCUGGAUGAGAUCCACCAGAAUCGCCAUCCGUCUCACUCCCCAUCCCGCUACCACAAGUCUCACUUGGAGCACCAACGCUCGGGUGACUCGGACUAUGAGUACUCUGAGGACAGUGAGAUCCUGGAGAUGCACAGGUCCGUCCGGGGCGGGAGUGCCGAGUGCCUGCACACAAACAGGGGUGUAGGUAGAUACAGCAACACCCUCCCCCCCAAAAUGCCCCUGUUAGUAAACGGUAUCCAUAAAGACAUUUACAGCUCCACCCUUCCUGCAUACGUUAAGAGCAGGCUGGCACACAAGCAGGACGAGGGCGGCGCCAUACCUCGUAGCAUCCUCACACACCGCGUGCUCAGAUUCACUGAUGAGGUCACAGUUAGUGACCUGCAGCCCUCGUUGGACAGAGUGAGGAGCGCCAGCACCACAUGUCUGAGACCAGACACCAACUUUCACUCAUCUGACAGAGACAGGUGCUCCAACACUUUUCCCCUCAAGACUCCCCCGAACCCCAGGAUCUUAGUAGAACACGUGGCCCCUGAAGAAGACAGCAGGCAGUGUAACAAUUCAUCAAGUCCAAACGGUCAAAGACACGACAAAAAAGAGCUGGAGGGUGACAGUCGUAUCCAGCCCACCUCUAUCCUGAGGGGGAGUAGGGGGAGAGGGGCCCCACUGAGGCCCUUCAGUCAAACAUCCCUGGGUGGCUCCGCCCCUAACUCACCACGACAAGACAGAGCUCAUCUUCACGGCAGCCCCACUCCUCCUCCCUCAUCAGGUCGCAGGGGCAGGCAGCUGCCGCAGCUCCCUGCAAACAGCAGCAGUAUAGAGCAAGCCCUUGUAGUAGAAGAGCGAGCACUGCAGCUGCAAAUGAAAGUACAUUCCUACCGGCCUUCAGCCUCCCAUGAUCCCGAGACGGACCUCAAGACCAAACGGGAGAUGUACGCCGAGCAGAGGCGUAGCAGUGACAACAUGUCUGCCAGAUCAUCAGACAGUGAUAUGAGCGAUGUGUCGGCCCUCUCCCGUGCCAGCAGUGCCUCUCGUCUCAGUAGCACCAGCUACAUGUCUAUCCAAUCAGAACAACCCAGGGGACGAUUCAGUCGGCAUCUGCGGUCGUCGGGGGGCCGCAGUAUGCUGAAGAGCUCCAGUGUGAGCGGAGAGAUCUACACCCAGGAGCACACUGAUGGCAGCCAAUCAGACACGGCGUUGGGCACGGUGGGUGGCAGCAGCAAAAAGAGACGCUCCAGCCUCAGCGCACGGGUGGUGGCCAUCGUUGGCAACCGUCAUAGCCGCAGCACUUCACAGAUCAGUGGCCCUGAAGGGAAGACGAAGAAGGAGAAAGGUGCACCUAUCCAGAGGAGCACAGAGACUGGAAUGGCGGUGGAGCUGACCCGGAACAUGAGCCGCCAGCCCAGCAGAGAGUCCAACAACGGCAGCAUGAACAGCUACAACUCCGAGGGGAAUUUGAUCUUCUCUGGAGUCAAUCUGGGAGCCAGUAGUCAGUUCAGUGACUUUCUGGAUGGCUUGGGUCCUGCUCAGCUGGUUGGAAGACAAACACUGGCUACUCCUGCGAUAGGUGACAUCCAGAUUGGAAUGAUGGAAAAAAAGGGUCAGCUGGAGGUGGAGGUUAUCAGAGCCCGAGGACUCGUCCAAAAGCCAGGAUCCAAAUCCCUGCCCGCUCCAUACGUCAAGGUCUAUCUGCUGAAUAAUGGAGCAUACGUAGCCAAAAAGAAAACCAAGAUUGCCCGGAAAACACUUGACCCACUGUACCAGCAAGCACUGCUAUUUGAGGAAAGUCCUCAGGGUAAAGUCUUACAGGUGAUAGUGUGGGGAGACUACGGCCGCAUGGACCACAAAAGCUUCAUGGGAGUUGCACAAAUCCUAUUGGAGGAACUGGACUUAUCAAGCACAGUUAUUGGUUGGUACAAGUUGUUCCCCCCUUCCUCCUUGGUGGAUCCCACACUUGCCUCCAUAACACGGCGAGCUUCCCAAUCGUCACUCGACAGCACCCCUGCACCCCCUGGGGUCCGAUCUUAGUAGACCAACAUCUCUACACUGCUUGACGAUGUUAAACAAACAAACAAACAAAUGUGCUGUCGAGAGAAAAGAGAACUGAGGAAACGCUGAACACUAAUAAUCACACAGCCACAAUGAGAAAGCUUUGACGAGAUCUGACAAUCACUCCUGUCGUGGUUAUGUUUGUCUGUUGUAGAGGGCGCCAUAUGUCAGUGUUUCAUAUCCAUUCAAAGAAACAUUGCGUAGUUUUUCUCUGUGUGUGCUGAAGCGGUGACUCUCGAGACGGGACGACAGUAUGUCAGACAAAACAGGGUGGUUUUUAAAUGAAUUCACAAGCAAAGAAAUGUACGUAAGCGUCGGAAUGUAUGGACUCGAGAUAGAGGCAAUCAUCCUCCACACCUGCAGGUGGCGCAAUUGCAUGCUCUCUGCAGUGGCUUCAUCCAGAACCCCAACAGACUGUUGGCGCCUUUGCCCCCCCAGGCCGGGUGCGACAUUAUGGGUGUUGAGUCUGGAAGCAGAGGGCCUUCUUCUGGUGCCUAGACCAUGGAGCCGCAUUGCUGGUCCCUCUCUCUCUCUGUCGAAAGAUCCUCGUUCACUAUGUUUACCAUGGCUGCCAAGAGGCCAAACUGUUUUAGCGUGUUUGCUUUGUCGUUCAUUUCUUUUCCCUCUGUUACUUCUGGCACAAGAUGUUGUUACAGUGCGUAAAAAAACAAACAAAAAAAAAUUGCUCAUGAUAACGUCGUCAGUCUGAUGUGUGCAUGGAGACAAAAUCAAAGUAAAAGAGAUGUUUUUUAUUUAAAUAAAAGGAUAUAAGAACUAAUGAAUAUCUGCACACGUUUUGCAGAGGGACCGUUGGCGAUGACUACGGCUUAGAUUUUAAUGUGUGAGAGCGAGAUUAGCGUGUAGCGUUGAUUUCCUCGUUCCACCACUGGCAGGUGUUCAGGCCAGUUGUAUUUGUAUAGAUCUAUACUCGGCCUCUGAGGAGGUUGACCAACACAUAAAAAUAAAAAUCGUCUCGCAAGGGGACAUCACUGUACAAAUUGAAAAGGAUUUAUUGUUUUCACAGAAGCAAGAAAA